GACCACUUCAGAGCUGUUUGCGUCUCAAAGGAUCAACAAAGUUCAACAAAGACAUUUCCAAGUCUUACAAAGGACUGCCCUGAAAUGCUACAAAGUGAAACAACUUUGAAAACCUACAACAGAGCGGAGAAAGAAGUCAUACACAGCAUUAUGGAAAUGACAAAUCAUUCGAAUUUCGAAUACAAUUUUGGGUGUAUGGCUUUGACUGUGGUUGAGAUGAAGUUAACAAACGGUUUUGUACCAAUCACCGCUCCAAAAGUGUCUAGUAAAACUCGGACAGUACAGACAUUGAUCCCAGUGGAGCCUUUCCAAAAUGUCUCUGCGGCCGAGCAGAAAGUUGGAAUAGUUAUUUACAAUUCCAAUCAGCAGUUUAAUCCGAGAAAUGCUUCUAUAAUGUCUGAAGUCAUACGGGUUGAAGUUAUUGGACGUGACAUUGUGAAUUUGACCAAUCCACUUAAAAUAUUUUUCCCAGUGAAUAAUUACACAAACCACUCGACCAAAAGCUACAUAUAUUCCUGUCAAUACUAUGAUGAAAAAGGAAACAACACCUGGAAAACGAAUGGCUGUAACACCACUCAGAUCAAUGAUACUGUUGUGGAGUGCUCCUGUGACCACAUGACCGCUUUUGCUGUGCUUCUGGUAGAUGUGAAUAACAUUGAUGGUCAGCAAUGGGAAAUCUUGUCGUACAUCAGCUACGUAGGCUGCAGUCUGUCUGCGGUCUUUUCUGCUUCCUCUAUCUUGUCGUUCAUUUUCAACAGGAACGCAAGAGCAGAAGUGUCCAGCAGCAUUCACGUGUCUCUGAGCGGCGCUCUGUUGCUCCUCAACAUGAGCUUCAUGCUCAACGAGUGGGCCGCUACAUGGACAGUGGAAGAAGUGUGUGUGUUUAUUGCUGUGACGAUACACUACAGCCUGCUGUGUUCUUUCACCUGGAUGGCUAUUGAAGCCUUGCACCUCUACCUUCUUCUGGCCAAAGUCUUCAACAUUUACAUCAAAUACUACAUGGUGAAGUUGUCUCUGAUCGGAUGGGGAGUCCCUGCUGUCCUUGUUGGAAGUUUGAUGUCAGUUCAGCAACUCACCCAUCCAUUCUAUGGUGCCAAAUAUGUGACCUUAUGGAAUUCAAAUGCAACAAAUCCAGUUUGCUGGAUCACAGAGCCUCUCGUCCUGUAUGGUGUGAACCUUUCCUACUUCACCAUCGUAUUCCUGUUCAACACAACAGUUCUAAUCACAGUGUCCAGACAGAUCUUUAAGCUAAAGAAAGUAGACAACAAGCACAAGAAAAUACCAGUGAAGGAUGCCAGUACAGUGCUGGGCCUCAUGUGUCUGCUGGGUACAUCAUGGGGUUUGGUUUUUCUUGGAUCUGGAUACACCAGCUACCCGAUACUCUACAUAUUCUGCAUUUCAAACACAAUGCAAGGCUUUUCUAUCUUUCUGUGGAUGUGUCAGACAGCAAGGCCAGAACAACAGAAAGCAGCUCAUACCAAGUCUUUAUCCACUGUGGACACCUUCACUAUUGAAAAACACAAGGAACCAAAAUGACCAGGCUCAUGAUGAGUUGAACAGUUUUUUUAUUAUUAUUAUUUAUUUAAAAACAAUCUCUCUUUUUUCCCCAAGUUAAUUUGGUGCCUCUAGAGGUGAAACAAUUCCACACUGGCUGUGUAUGAAAUCACCUCUACACCCUUAUCCACCUUAUUCUGCAAUGUGCAAGUAAGCUGUUUUCUUUGAAUAUGUGAUUCAUUAGCCGCUAUAGGUAAAUAACUAGAAGAAUAAGUGCAGUAAACGGUACGGUAAAACAUUAUGGUAAUGAAUUAAAAUACUAUAUCAAAAUACCAGAUUGCAAUGUCAAGCAGCAUAACGGACCGUUUUUGUAGGGGUAAAAUAACUGGAAGCGAAUAACACUGGAAGGCUUGCGAAUUCAAGCUAACCCUAACCCAAAAUAAAAUGUCCAUAUACUACAGAUUCGGAUGCAACUUCACUGUCUGAGUUCACUACUUGUUUUCAUUUACUCACUGAAGUGGACUAAUGUUGGGAAUAGUGAAUGAGGGUAUUGGGGGCAAUUUCAGAUACUACUUGUUCUCAAUCUGUGAUUUACUUUCGUCUGCAGAAUACAAUGUGUAAACUGUUUUGUGUAUAUAAUAUAAAAAAAUAUUGGGGGCAAAAUCUUGAACUUUAGAGAGGUUUCACUAUAUUUACUGUACAGAUGCACAGUGCUAAGUAUUUCCUUUGUAUGAUUCAUAUUAAAUCAGAAGACAUGUAAUGGGUAACUUAUCUUUUUUCCCCUAUUCUGUACAUUUAUUUAAAUUGCAUGUUUCAUUGAGUGUUUCAUUUAGAAGUUAUAAAUUGUAAUACAUUGCUAUACAUUUAAUAACAUUUAGCAAUAAA
Molecule: messenger RNA, 2379 nt
Organism: Onychostoma macrolepis
Lineage: Eukaryota; Metazoa; Chordata; Actinopteri; Cypriniformes; Cyprinidae
Product: adhesion G-protein coupled receptor G2
Exons: 11
Coding region: 85-1536 (483 amino acids)
Biological process (GO): adenylate cyclase-activating G protein-coupled receptor signaling pathway; cell surface receptor signaling pathway
Cellular component (GO): membrane
Molecular function (GO): G protein-coupled receptor activity
Source: RefSeq, a predicted model, not a curated record